GAGGCGACCAGGAGGCGGGGCCGAGGCCCUGGAAGGCUCGGGGACUGACUGACUGCCGGACGGACGCGCGAGCCGGGAGCGGGACCGAGGCGGCGCCGGCGGCCAGCGCGAGCGUGGACCCUGGGGCAGCACGGCCUGGGCCGUAGGAGCACCUGCCCGCCCGGCGGGCCCUCGGGCCCAGAGGCGCGGCCAUGGCAGAGCUCAAGUCGCUGUCGGGGGACGCGUACCUGGAGCUGAGCCACGGCUACUCGGCGGCGGGCCUCGCCUACGGGGCGGUCCGGGGGCCCGAGGCGGCCCGCGGCUACGGGAUGCCGGGCACGGGAAAUGACCUCCCCGCGGCGUCAGCGCCCCGAGCCCCGGCCGCGGCGGACGAGAGCAGCGGCGAGCAGAGCGGGGACGAGGAAGACGCCUUCGAGCGGCGGAGGCGGCGGCGCGGGCCGGGGAGCGCGGCGGACGGACGGCGGCGGCCCCGGGAGCAGCGGUCCCUGCGGCUGAGCAUCAACGCCCGGGAGCGCCGGCGGAUGCACGACCUGAACGACGCCCUGGACGGUCUGCGCGCGGUGAUCCCCUACGCGCACAGCCCGUCGGUGCGCAAGCUCUCCAAGAUCGCCACGCUGCUGCUCGCCAAGAACUACAUCCUCAUGCAGGCGCAGGCCCUGGACGAGAUGCGGCGCCUCGUGGCCUACCUCAACCACGGCCAGGGCUUGGCCACGCCGGUGGCCGCGGCGCCCUUGACACCCUUCGGCCAGGCUGCACUGUACCCCUUCUCUGCCAGCGCCGCGCUGCCCUGUCCAGACAAGUGCGCCGCCUUCUCCGGGACGCCCUCGGCGCUUUGCAAACACUGUAACGAGAAGCCCUAAGGGCCCUGGGCCGUCCCUCCUUGCGCACGCGUCCUUUAUUUUACCUUGCCCCCAUGACUGCCACCCUCCCCCACUGGACUCCGCUCUCGGGAAGACGGCCGCACCUCGCUUCCAGCCCUUGUGCGCUGAGCAGUUGGGCCGGCGGAACAGAAGAGCAAAGCCCAGCCGGGAGUGGGACUGGACCGGACAACGGGGUGCUGGAAUCCAGGUCCUAGAGCCUGCAGCGCCCCUGGGCACUCUCCGGACGUCGCCAGCCAUCGAUCCUGGAGACAGGACGGGGCUGACCAACCGUGUUUGUCUGGGCGCCACCGCUCAGCCUCAAAAAGAAACCCGGGGUCGCAGCGGGAACAGGGAUUGGCGCGAUCCCCGCGGGGGUGAUCCUCCCCAGACCCACCUGGGGGCUCUCAGACCGCAGGGACGGAGGGUAGCCCGGGUCCCGGCCCUCUCGGGGCUCAUGUUUGGCCUCCGUCGGCCGUCUUGCCAACCGCAAGGCCACGCUCUGGGUGGACGUAUUCCGCCUCCGCCGGCUCCAUGACCCCCUCCCCGCGCCGCAGGAGCGGAACUGCCGGAUGCUCCCCAACCGGGUCCCGCAACUGUGGUUGCAAGGGAGCUAGACCGCGGACACAAGAAGACCCCGGUUGGUAGCUUUUCGCCUUUCCCGUCUGUUACGUUUCUUUUCUAGCCUGCCUGGAGAUGUUGACCUCUGGGUGAGCGGACGUUGACGCCGGCUGCUUCCCAUUGUCCUUAAACAGCCCCUGGACUCUCCAGCCACCACCGCCCUGGCGCGGCCCUGGUGAAGCUGUAUGGAGACCGAGAUGCGCCCUCUGCUUAAAGGCGGCUGCGUGGAGGAGGGCUCCUGGGGUGUCAGGGGAGGGCCUAGUUUAGCCCUGGUGACAGGCCAAGGCCCCUCUCCACCGACCCCGCACAAUUCAGGGAGAGGUGACCCGGCCCCGGUGAGUACACGCUGCUGGGGCACGCCCUGGCCAAUGAUCACGGUGAUGGGAUCUCUUUUAAAGGCAAUUCUCAACUCAGAACUCUGCCACCAGCCGGGGUCCACGCGCCGCGCACAGCCUGGGCCUCCCAGAGGGACCGAGCUGUGCUCGCCGGUUUGCGCUCGCCGGCUCUGCCACAAUACCCGGCUUUAUUAACCCAAUUUCCGCGGCUGUCGUUAAUGCUAUGCUAAUAGGGAGAGGACUGCGGCCCUACAAAGCGGCCUGUCUACAGCGGUUAACUUUAAUUAAUACAUUUCAAAAGGCCCUUUUGUAUUUGCAAAAUGAAGUGUGUGAUUAAGUCUUAUUCAUAAAGACAUAUG
Messenger RNA from Bubalus bubalis (water buffalo), 2172 nucleotides. It is a transcript of the gene BHLHE23, whose product is annotated as basic helix-loop-helix family member e23. The coding region runs from base 192 to 860 and encodes 222 amino acids. Lineage: Eukaryota; Metazoa; Chordata; Mammalia; Artiodactyla; Bovidae. The record is from RefSeq and is a predicted model, not a curated record. Gene Ontology annotation, molecular function: protein dimerization activity. The transcript has a single exon.